AUGCAGUUCACAUCCAGCCUCAUCACCUUCCUGCCUCUCAUGGCAUCCAUGGCACUCGCCGCUCCCCUCACUGGUAUAAUCCACAAUCCUCUCACGCAUCCCCCUUCCUACUAAACACCCCACAGAAUCCAACCUCGCCCUCAAAGCACGCACCGCCCUCCCCAAGGAAUGCAGCUUCCUCAACGACCACAAGAUGCUCUGCGUCUACACCUCUUCCAACGCCGCCGCCGCCCCCGUCGUCAAGUCCAACAUCCCAGACGCUUGCAAACCAGACCUCACUGGAGAAUCCGACGUUGUUUGCAAGAUCCCAGCUGGAGCUAAGGGCUUCAGCCUUAGUCACAAGCGGGAUGUUGCUGCUGAGGCUUACAAGUUUAGCUUGGUUUGUGAUGCCACUGGAUGUCACACUGGGAAUGUGGCUCGUGAUGUAGCCGCUGUGGAGGCGGAGGCUUAUAAGUUUGAGGUUGUUGUUGAGGUAUGUGGUCAUACAUCUUAGAAGCUGCUCUUGGGCUUUCCUUUUCCUCGUACUUUGAGGAUAAGUAUGCUCAGUUGUGGUUUUGAUGUUUAUUAUGGUGUCAUUUACUGAUGUUUUGGUUGUGUAGCUUAAGAAGAGGGAUGAGCUUGCUAUUGCAGAGCGCGCUGUUGCUGCUCCUGCCCAGGAAGCUUACAAGUUCAGUGUCACGGUUGAGCUUUAG
Messenger RNA from Hymenoscyphus albidus, 692 nucleotides. Lineage: Eukaryota; Fungi; Ascomycota; Leotiomycetes; Helotiales; Helotiaceae. The record is from the annotation of a GenBank genome assembly.